AUGCAUGGGAAUGAUAAAGGUAUGCCCAGCAAUGGAAUUGAAAGAAAUGCUAUCAGUGAUGAAAAGGAAGUCACACCUGUGAUUUUAUCUGCAUCUGAUGAUUAUAAGAGUGAUGUUAUUGUUCCCUUCUAUAAAGAGAAAGAUAAUGAAAGUAGGUUAACAACUAUUAAGGGAAUUUGUUUAUUAAGUUUGCCUGGGAAAGCAUUUGACAGAAUUGUAGUGGAAAUCAUUAUCUGGAGAGGACCAAAUGUGAACUGUGUUGACAGUACUGGAUACACUCCGUUGCAUCAUGCUGCUUUGAAUGGGCACAAGGAUGUUGUGGAAGUUCUGUUGAGAAAUGAUGCAUUAACGAAUGUGGCUGACUGCAAAGGCUGUUAUCCUCUCCAUUUGGCAGCUUGGAAGGGAGAUGCUGAAAUAGUGAAACUGCUAAUACACCAGGGACCCUCCCACACUAAAGUAAAUGAGCAGAAUGCUCUUGAGAUCAAAGAACUCAAAAAGUACGGCCCCUUUGACCCCUAUAUCAAUGCCAAGAAUAACGACAAUGAGACAGCAUUGCACUGUGCAGCUCAGUAUGGCCAUACAGAAGUGGUGAAGGUUCUUCUGGAGGAGUUGACUGAUCCUACUAUGCGCAAUAACAAGUUUGAGACUCCUCUUGAUUUAGCUGCUCUCUAUGGGAGACUAGAGGUUGUGAAGAUGUUACUUAAUGCUCAUCCUAAUCUAUUAAGUUGCAAUACUAAGAAACACACUCCCUUACAUCUGGCAGCUAGAAAUGGCCAUAAAGCUGUAGUUCAUGUACUUCUGGAGGCUGGCAUGGAUAACAACUACCAGACAGAAAAAGGUAGUGCUUUGCAUGAAGCUGCUUUGUUUGGCAAAACAGAUGUGGUACAGAUAUUGCUAGCUGCAGGCAUUGAUGUGAAUAUAAAGGAUAACAGAGGCUUGACCGCUUUGGAGAUUGUCAGAGAACUUCCUUCUCAAAAAAGCCAACAAAUAGCAGCUUUCAUUGAAGACUGUACAAGAAAGAAUCUUAUAACAGCAGAAGAAAAGACAUCGCCGCCUUUAACUGCUUCUAUUGAAACUUCAGUUCGGAUACCUCAAGGGAAUGUGGAGAAAGCAGUGACAGACCUGAUAACAGAUGUUGAUGGCAAGCCAGAAGAGUGUCCAUAUGAAGUACUAUACAAUGCAACCUCCUGUCAUUCUUUGGACAGCCUAGCCAGUGGAAGAUCCUCAGACAGAGAUUCAGUGAACAGGGAAGCCGAGAUGACUGGUAUUAAAGUGACAGGAGUGAGGCCUAGAGAGCGUCCACCACCUCCUGCAAAACCUCCCCCUGAUGAUGAAGAGGAACUUGAAGAUAAAAAACAUGAUGCAUCCUCAGUGGGUUUCAUCACCAAAAGAAAAAGUAGAGGGAGCACAGCUGAUGAAGAAGAAGAACAUCCUUAUGAACUCUUGCUAACAGCAGAAACAAAGAAAUAUGUUACAGUAGAUAAAAAAACAAAAGGUGAAUCACCUUUAGGUGCUGCCUGCAGUGUCCAGCCCCAGGUAUGGUCACGAAAAGGUCUAUCUUCUCAGGAUGGUCAGUGGCCACUAAAUUGCCAGGCUUCUUCCGAUUUUUCUUCUAGCCAUUCUGAACAAUAUUCAAGUCCUGAAUCUCAGUUGGUUGAUAUGCCAAAAGGUUCUGAUUUUUGA
This is a messenger RNA of Protobothrops mucrosquamatus (brown spotted pit viper), 1683 nucleotides long. Its product is annotated as ankyrin repeat and SAM domain-containing protein 1A. Gene Ontology annotation, molecular function: protein binding. The transcript is spliced from 15 exons. NCBI's taxonomy places the organism in Eukaryota, Metazoa, Chordata, Lepidosauria, Squamata, Viperidae. Gene Ontology annotation, cellular component: cytosol. The record is from RefSeq and is a predicted model, not a curated record. Bases 1 to 1683 code for a protein of 560 amino acids.